Molecule: messenger RNA, 1723 nt
Organism: Chanos chanos (milkfish)
Lineage: Eukaryota; Metazoa; Chordata; Actinopteri; Gonorynchiformes; Chanidae
Gene: aktip
Product: akt interacting protein
Exons: 10
Coding region: 152-1033 (293 amino acids)
Source: RefSeq, a predicted model, not a curated record
AGUACAUUCCGUAAGGUUUUUGUUGAAGGAACAGGGUUGGGAAAACUUGUCAGCAAUAAAUAUGCCCGCCACCUAGGCGUCUGACUUGUGAGACUUGCGGAUGCCACAAGCCGGUGGAGACACGGACACACGUUUGAUAUCUCCAUGAGUAAUGAACCCAUUCUGGAGCAUGUCUACAAACGCUGGUCGUAAGAGAUCUGAUAGUGAGGAACAGGGGGGUCAGGGGGAGCAGAGAGGCAGCCCGGCAAGGCCUCCUUUUGGGAAGAAACAGUUGCCGUCUAUCCCUAAGAACGCACUCCCUAUCAGCAAGCCUGCCUCUCCUGCCAAUGCUGCUCAGUCUGCUAACGGCACACAUGCUUCCUAUGGGCCCUUCUACCUGGAGUACUCGCUGCUUGCCGAGUUCACAUUGGUGAUCAAACAGAAACUCCCAGGCAUCUAUGUGCAACCAUCCUACAAAUCUGCCUUAAUGUGGUUUGGGGUGAUAUUCAUUCGACAUGGAUUAUACCAGGAUGGUGUGUUUAAAUUCACGGUGUACAUUCCCGAUAACUACCCUGAUGGAGACUGUCCAAGAGUGGUGUUUGAUAUCCCUGUGUUUCACCCUCUGGUUGACCCUGUGUCAGGAGAGCUCGAUGUGAGGAGAGCAUUCACUAAGUGGAGACGAAAUCACAACCACAUUUGGCAAGUUUUGAUGUACGCCCGCACUAUCUUCUACAAGAUUAACACCAUGGAGCCACUCAACCCAGAGGCUGCUGUUCUGUACGAGAAGGAUAUUCAGCUAUUCAAAAGCAAGGUGGUGGACAGUGUAAAACUAUGCAACAGCCACCUGUUUGAUCAGCCCAAGAUAGAGGAUCCAUAUGCAAUAAGUUUUUCUCCAUGGAACCCAGCAGUCCACGAUGAGGCAAAAGAAAGGAUGUUCACACACAAAAGGCGACCUGAGGAUCACCAAAAAGGCAUGCAAGUGACAGGACUUUCCUGGGUGAAGCCAGGAUCCACCCAGCCCUUCAGCAAAGACGACAACUCCCUGCAGACCUGAAUCUAUUUUUUUUUUUUUUUGCAAUCUCUGGCCACUAGAGGGAGGCACAGAGCUGGAUUCAUACCACAGUACCCCUGUUGCUGUCAGUAACCACAGAGAGUAGACUGCGAAGCAGCUUUAUGGACUUCAUUUCCAUUCAAUACACUUUGCUCAGCUUUAAAGAACAUGGUAGACAAAAAAAAAAAAGACAUUAGAACAUAAACCUGGCACAUGCUUCCCCUGUGUCAAUCAACUUUGACUUAACUGGGUGGAUGUCUUAGCAGCAACAAGGCUGGAAUGUCAUGGACUUGCAUAGAGCUUAUUGCUUAGGCUUGACGACGUUACUUGCACAUCAUUUUUUUUUUGUUUGUUUUUUGUUUUGUUUUCAGGUGCAACAGAACACCUCACAAUAGUGUGUAAGCAACAUAUGUAAAAAUGUCUUUUUAUAAAUGAAAGUAAAGAUGAACUCAGUUCAUUACAAAUUCACAAAGAAUGUUUUGUAGAACUCAGGAGGGCAUGUUUUCAGUCUUACAUCAUUUUUUUUUUUUUUAAAUGAGCUUUUAAAUUUUCCUUCCAUCCAAAUUCAGUCAGAGUGACUUCAAUCAUAAUAUAAUUUAUCAAAUGGGGAAAUUAGAUAACACCACACAGUUUUUAAGUAAAGAUUUGUUUUGCUUUUUUUUUUUUUCCCCCUUUGCAUUUUCAAUGGAUUAA